Rhopilema esculentum is the source of this 3443-nucleotide messenger RNA. RefSeq lists its product as uncharacterized. The record is from RefSeq and is a predicted model, not a curated record. NCBI's taxonomy places the organism in Eukaryota, Metazoa, Cnidaria, Scyphozoa, Rhizostomeae, Rhizostomatidae.
ACAUCUGACUUCUGUUUCGGUUUCAGAUGGCCUACGUCUUUCCGCAUUAUUUUUCUCAAACUCUCUCGCCAUUAAAACGUCAAUAAAAUAGAUUGGCGAAAACUGGCUUGAAAGUUUCAUCGUUCUACCAAUAUUUCAGAAAUAAAAAAUAAUAGGCAAGAAUUUCUUCAAAUUGCUGAAUUAUUGGCUGCUGAUUGGCCUGCUCAACAGCAACAGUUUUAAGCAGAUGCACUAACAGGAUCUCGCAUGCAAGCUUCAAUAGCGAUCUUUGAAAGUAUUUGAAGAAGUUAUUCUGGCCUUAUAAAUGUAAACGUAAACCUCUCUUACCGAAAGAUGGAAUUCCCCCUUCUGAAGACGCCCUAAAUAGACCUUUCUAAUUCGCUUCGCGUGAAAAAUUCGUCUCGUGUAAAUCAGGCUUUGAACUUUGCCUUCGUAAAACAAAAGUUUUCAAGCCCGAUGGAAAUCGCAAAUGAAAGUUGGUUUAAAAGAGAAACAAAAGCGCACUCUGCUUCUGCAGCUCCAUGUAGCGGAAGCCAGAACAAAAAUUGUUGUUGGUUUUCGACAUCUUCAGGUUAUAUUUUUAAAUAUUGGUGUUGGCUUCAAACUUGCUUAGCAGUGUUCUCAAGUUACGUGUAACGUUAAACCUGUAAUGUGGAAUGGACGAGAUGCAAACUAACAACAGGGAUGAGUUCUGUUAUGAAGAAUACGAAAGCGAAGAAUUAUCCACACCUUUUAUUACAACAGAACCUAACCAAGUAUGCUGGCGAGCAACAAGACCGAAUAUUGCAAAGUCGCUGAGAAAGUGUGCUAUUUUGAAUCUGCAAAUAAGUACUUGUGGUUUUGUAUUUGGACUGAUGGCUAUAGGAAUUUGGUGGAUAGACCUUCACAUAAACACGUGUUGUUAUAGCAAAAGUACAGAUAGUUGGAAUCUUUUGCAAUUGAAAUUUAAACGAUUGUGUGUUAUGAGCAUGUCGUUCAAAGAAGUUGUAGUUCAGUUGUGGCCUCUUGCGUGUAUUAUACCAGUUCUUGGAUGGAGAAUUUCAAUUCGUCAAAACAUUUUUGUUUGGAAUCUGCUGAGGGCAUUCUUUAUGGUCUCCGUCUUACAGUCGUCUUACAUAUACGACGUUUUCCAGUACAGAUUGAGAUCAUACUUAGGAAACGUAUUUUUCGUAGUGGGCAUUGGAUUCUGUCAUUGGAAACUGGCAACGUACUACCUCGGAAAUCAUCAGUCAUUCUGGAAGAAAGCUAAGUUAGCAGCGAAGGCAAGUAUGCAGCUUUCAGUGGGCAUAGCUUGGUGGAUAUUUGUGGCCUAUUUUAUUCUCCCCUCAUUUGAAAGAAGCUCGUCCUUGGUAAAAGCAGUUCUUUCAACUACAAUACCGAUAGCCUCUGCGCUCCCAAAGCUGCUGACAGGCUUUGUAAUCGGCCGCUUGGAAGGCGCAUACAGUCCAGGUGAAGCAGUAAACUUUAUAAUGGCUUUGCAAGUUUGCACAACAUUAGCUGCUAGGCUUUUUCAAGCGGACAGCUCGUCGUUUGUUGUGUUCCUUGCAAUAAGCUCCGCUCACGCGUUUUUGGGCAUAACUGAUAAACUUUUGCUGCCAGUGCGAGACAAGAUCUCGCGAAUGAUAGCCAAGCAAGAAUCGAUGCAGGUUGUAGAUAGCUCAACAACAAUGCAACACUGUGGAAGUGUUACCAGCCAACCCUAUGAGUUGAGACUCGAUGAGCAUACAGUAAGAGAAGGCCAAAAACUGGAUCGCCCUCCCCGUGUCACUCGCCUCAUAGCAGACCAAUCCUUAGUCAGUAUGAUGACUGAAACCUCGGCAAUUAUAGUAAGCUGUGCAGUUGUACCAGUCAUCAAAGACCUUUAUUCAACUAAGGAUAGAAAUCAUGACGGCGUGCUUUUCUUGGAGUUGUUCAAACGUGUUGGAGCUGCUAUCAUGAUAGAGUAUAUAGCGAAUAUUUUUGCAAUACAUAUACAAACAUACAUGCAUAACAUUCCUGUGAUAAAAGUAUGGAGGUUUCGAUGGAGGUGGAUCCUUCUGUUGCAUUUAAUUCAGGUCAUUUACUCUAUGGUGUACUUUCCAGUCCACAUCAAUGCAAUUUUGCUGGAAGCGAAUGCGGCAUACAAGAACAAUUCAUGCCGGCAGUUAUAGUUUUACCGUGAUGACGUCACAAAAAGCGACUUUAAGAAUUCUUUAACUUCGAUCGCAUAACCUUCGAUCACAUAACCAAAAUUACAAUGUGUAUGCAUAUUAUUCGAAAUCAGCUAAAUGCGUUCAAAACUGUCAGGCUCUUUCCACAUCAAACUUUUGUAAUUUGGUCUCUGUGCAUAACAUUAUGAACGUAGUUAACUAACCUUCCAAAUUUACACGCCUUUCGUGGUGUUCUUUUAGGUUCGAAAAAUCGAAAAAUUCAAAAAUUGUUUUCUCAUGACGUCACACUUCGAUUCAAAUUCCUAAACGAUCUACUCCAAUGAGAGGACUAACCACAACGAUGAACAAAGAAGUUGUCAUUUAAAGCGCUGUAUUCUUUAACGGAAAUUCAUUUGUUCAUUUUCGCUUUUUCACAGGAUAGAUAAAUCAAUGUUACAAAUACUCCAUUACAGCUUGCUCUAAUAACAAAUUAAAAAUAAUAGAAGACCUUUUUUGCAAAGUAAUUCCUUAUAAUAAGUAAAAUUACUAAGGAAAACUAAAAAGGUAUCUGACGUAUUUGUCAGAGACGGCUGUAACCAGACCUUGGGGACAAUGUUGAUUUUUAAUGAUGAUUUUGCAAUUACAAAGUGUGCAAUUAUAUGUGUAGUAUAUUUUUCAUUGUUUCAAAGUCCUUUAUUUGUUAAAUAUCAAACCAAUGAAGUUUUAUAAGAAGAAUCAAUUGCUAUUUGUAAUUUUGGAAGAGCCGAUAAAGCAGCAUCCCGAAUAAGGACCCAGGUAUGAAGCAAACAUAGUUAAAAAUGUCAUCAUGAAUACAAACAUGGAUAUCGUAGAAAAAGGUAGUAAAAAAGAACAAAAAGUCAAAAGACAGGGUCCAAAUCUAAAAAACUAAGCUUUUUAAAUUGAAAAUAAUCCAAAUGGGUAACAGAGAAUUCUUUCAAUUUGACUUGGUCAUUUUUAAGGGCAUCUGUGACCAGUUGAGCUGUACUUAACCUUUGCCUAGGCCUUCCGGCUUUUCCUGAGGUAGGUAGCUUUUUUUCGCUGUCUGGUAUUGAAUAGCAAUUGAGAGCCUCAGAUUUGCAUACCAUGAAGGUUAAACAAACUCAGUUUUUAGAAAACCAUAGCUGGUAUCACUUGAUGCUUCUGUAAAGCAAGUCACUGACGUAAGAAUUUAUGGCAUCAUGAGCAAAGGCGAAGUCUGGCGAAAAACAUUGCAACAUCAAGUAUACAUCACAGUGCCAUUAAAAUUCCUGGUAAACAACUGUCGAGGUGCGAGCGGAUAUGAAGAAAAUACUA